Messenger RNA from Bolinopsis microptera, 1840 nucleotides. RefSeq names its product U3 small nucleolar RNA-associated protein 6 homolog. Gene Ontology annotation, biological process: maturation of SSU-rRNA from tricistronic rRNA transcript (SSU-rRNA, 5.8S rRNA, LSU-rRNA). The transcript has a single exon. Gene Ontology annotation, molecular function: snoRNA binding; protein binding. The record is from RefSeq and is a predicted model, not a curated record. NCBI's taxonomy places the organism in Eukaryota, Metazoa, Ctenophora, Tentaculata, Lobata, Bolinopsidae. Gene Ontology annotation, cellular component: small-subunit processome; Pwp2p-containing subcomplex of 90S preribosome. The coding region runs from base 20 to 1657 and encodes 545 amino acids.
GGGUAGACCAAAAACCAAGAUGGCUGAAGUUGUUCAAAGUCACAUCGAAGAGAUGUUGCCUGAGGUUUACGAACUUCAGCAACUAGGUGUUUUGUCAUCAGUUGAGGGAAAAUCAGUUAUUAAAACUAGAACAGACUUUGAGUAUAAAAUGCGACGGCGCAUUUCAAAGAAACAGGAUUUUCUUCGAUUCAUUGAUUUUGAGCUCAAGCUUGAAAAACUUAAGCAAUCAAGAAUCCUCCAACUUGGUUUAAAUGAUGUCAGUGAGGGAGCCAGAUAUAGAAGCUUGCAGCGUAUUCAUUUCAUUUUUCAGAAAUGUCUGAGAAAAUACAAGAGUGAUGUGCCUCUUUGGAUUCGAUACAUUCAAUACUGCAAACAGGUUUCAAGUACCCGAUCACUUGGCCUAGCUUUUGUUGAAGCCCUGAAACACAACCCCAAUUGUGUUCAGUUAUGGAUUAUGAGUUCCAAAAAUGAGAUGGAGGUGAAUAAGAAUAUAUCAGCUGCACGAUCGAUUUUUCUGCAAGCGUUAAAGUUUAAUUCAGACUCUGCUGAAUUGUGGACAGAAUAUUUCCGCCUUGAAGUUUUACAUGUUGAAAAACUUCAAAAACGCAGACAAAUCAUGGAUGCAUGUGAUAAACCUUCUGCUCUUGCAGCCACGGAUGAUUUUAUGAACUUCAAGACUGCAAGGAUUGUGUUCAAAAAUGCUCUCAGUUCCAUUAAUCUGACUUCUCAAACUCUGUCUGGAUUUACUGAUGUUGUCGGAAAGUUAGAAUUUAAUGGAGAUGAGCUCAUGAAAUUCUUGUUUGAAGCUGCCCUAAAACAAUCUCCCGACAAUUCAUCUUUGUGGGUCUGCCUAGCUGAAUUCGUAGUCACUAAAGAUGUUGCUAAAGCCCAAAGUAUCUUACAGACAGCAUACAACACAAUUCAAACAUUUGAAUGUCUAAAAGAUAUAGUUUUGUUUAUGAUCACGUUCGCCGAGAAGCUUGGAGAUAUACGACCAAUGAUGAUGGAAUUUAUGAACAAAAGCCUUGAUGAACUUUCAAUUGGCAGCCCAGAUACAGUAAUCUUUCUUGGAGAUAAGAUGAUUGCAAACAAUUUAGCCGAUUUUCUCCCCAGAAUAUAUGACGUUGCUCUAAAGAGAUACCCAAAGAAUAAAUCUUUAUGGCUCUACAAGAUUCUUAAUCUCUCAGAUGAUCCCAGCAAAGACCUAGAAGAUGCACUCUCUGCUCUACCAGACGAUCCUGACAUACUAUCUGAAUAUCUCACCAAUUUGUCCUUUACUGACCCAGCCAAAUGCAGAACAAAAUGGGACGAAGUUAUGAAAGAGACCUUUGCUUCACCUCUUAUUACCCACUAUCUACAGUAUAUCUGUACAUCAUCUGGGUUGGAGAAUGCUAGGAAAGUAUUUAAAGAUCUUCAAAACUUGCACACUGUACCCGAAAAUGCUGUUGUUGCCAUGUUGAAUUACGAAAUGGUGGACGGGACAAAUGCGGAACAAGUAUGCCGCUCAUUUAAUCUUCUGACCACGCAUUUCAAUACAACUGAGAAUUGGAAAAUGUAUUUAGAGUUCUGUCAAAAGAAUUGUCCAGAACAGAUAUCAUCUGUGUUGUGGAAAUGCAGAAACAGUUUGUCUGAAGCACAGGUUGCAACUUUAUUGUAGAGUAAAAUUCUGUUAUCACACUUUUCAUAAGGUUAUCGGAAAAAUGUUUUUAAACCAGGGAAACUACCUGCUGCUGAGUGUUUUAAUACAGUAACUACCAUAUAUGCAAUAAUAACUGGGUUAUUUAUUAUCUUAAUUUAUUUUAACACAGUUUGACAUACUAUUUUGAUCUUUUACAUUUUA